Molecule: messenger RNA, 1543 nt
Organism: Carassius auratus (goldfish)
Lineage: Eukaryota; Metazoa; Chordata; Actinopteri; Cypriniformes; Cyprinidae
Product: UAP56-interacting factor
Exons: 9
Coding region: 116-1075 (319 amino acids)
Biological process (GO): mRNA export from nucleus
Cellular component (GO): nuclear speck
Molecular function (GO): mRNA binding
Source: RefSeq, a predicted model, not a curated record
UGUGCGCAUGCCCAGACGAAAGCUGCUAGUGUUGUCUUGUUCGUUAGAGUUGUUAGAUCGUUUGUAGGGAGUUUGUCGUUUGUUUCUUCAUUUCUACCACAGCUCAAACCGCAGAAUGAGUAAAUCUAGUUUUAAAUCGGUUGGCGGUGGAAGUACAGAUGGACUCGAUAAGGUUGACAUGUCUCUAGAUGAUAUUAUCCGACUGAAUAGAAAGCAGAAUCAAUUUCAGGCCCAGAAGUCAAAGCACAGACCCCCGGUGAAAGGUCGCUUCAACCAAGGGAUGAAAACUGGGCCAGGAGCUGGAGUGCCACCUAAAAGAGGAGGUGUUGUGAGCAAAAGCUUCACUCGAAACCGCAAGCUUCCUCCCACGGUGAGCAGGCGUCGUGGGCAGGGGGUCAUCACUGGUUUAGCGGCGAGAAAAAAUGCCGUCCUUCUUAAAGGGAUCAGUCCACUCAACCGACCCGUCCAGAACAGACCGGCUCAGACAAGACCGAUGCCCAACAGUGCUGCUGUGAUCCAGAGGUCUCAGCCAUUUGUCCAGCGACGGCAGCUGCAGAUCCAGAGGAGAACAAACCGACAGAUGGACGCUCAGAAACCUCCGGGCUCAGUGUCUUACAGACCCUUUCAGCUGCGCAGAAAAUGGAAUGCUCAGACUGCUCAGCAAACACAGAGAGAAGCACGCCAGGCCACCUUUCUCUUCAGAAGAGGACUCAAAGUUCAUGCACAGGUUCAGAAGAGCAGGUCUGCUCAGCCCACACAGAGAACUCGCUCGUGGCGCACUCCUACAAACAACAGUGGCAUCCUCACUGUGUCCAUAGACAACCCCACAGCGAGAACACAGCCCGAGCCGGCUCAGUCCUGGUCCCUGCACCCCGUGACUCCGGCACGCUCCUCACCUCCUCAGGAGGAGCCCGAGAGGAAACCCCCUAAAGGGGUCGCCCUGCAGUUCGAUAUCAACAGUGUUGGCAAACAGACCGGCAUGACCCUGAACGAGCGGUUUCGGCUCCUGAAGGACCAGCGUGUGGCGGCAGCACAGCAGAGCAGCAAAGGAGGACGCUUCGUCACUGUGGCCUAGAGCUGAACUCUGAUCACACACGACCGAACAGAGACCUGAGCCGGACUAACACUGUCAUGACUCCAAUCCAUCAGCCCUAAUGAAGGAGACUUCAUCACAACCGGGAUCUGCUGGUUUUCUGGAAGAAGAGACGUUUAGGGAAGUGACUGAUUUUCUGUUUUUUUUGUUGUUGUUUUUUUUCAGGUUCUUUUCUUAAGAGCUGCCAUUCUUUCCUCACAAAGCAAGCAUUAGCUGUUGUGCCUGAGUUUGUUACGUUGUUGUCUCCUGAACUGCCCUUGAUAUGUGAUGGCGUCCUGUUUUUUAUAUAUGCCUAAAGCAGCUGCAGCUAACUGAGUUGAAACAUUUCUGGAUAGACUUUGUUUUUCAUGAAACGGUUGUGACACCGAACAUUCUUUUUGUAGAGCAAAAAAAAAAAAAAACAUUUUAAGAUGUUUUAUAUUAUUUCAAUUAAAAAACUAAAUUGUGCAA